GUCAUAUUCAAAGUGAAAUGUGCAGCUGAAUUCAACAAGUACAAGGUCCUGUUGUAUCUGGGCUCCGUAUUUACCAGCCUCCUCUUCUUAGUUGUGAACCUAACUUGUGCAAUGUUAAUCCAUGGUGAGGUCCCGGAGAACCAGCUGAGGUGGACAGUCCUUGCCCGCGCCCUGGUCAACGACAGCCUCUUCAUCCUCUGUGCCAUCUCGCUGGCUUGCUGCAUGUGCAAACUGGGAAAGAUGUCUUCAGCGAAUGUCUACCUCGAGUCUAAGGGAACAUCUGUCUGCCAGGCUAUUCUUGUGGGAUCUGUAGUCGCUCUUCUGUAUUCCUCAAGGGCUUGCUAUAACCUGGUAGCUGUGGCCAUAUCUCCAGACAAUGUUCCCGGUCCUUUUAACUAUGGCUGGGACAACCUUUCGGACAAGGUGCACGUGGAAGUGAGCAGUGAAGAAUACGUCGUGUUCGGAGUGGUCCUCUUCCUCUGGGAGCUGGUGCCGACGACUUUCGUGGUGCUGUUCUUCCGGGCUCAGAGACUGAGUCAAAACUUGACUCCAGCAGGGAUGGUCAAUAGUCACAGUUACAGCUCCAGAGCCUACUUCUUUGACAAUCCGAGGCGCUAUGACAGCGAUGAUGACUUGUCACGGCUUGGGGCCAGAGAAGGAGGUUUGGCCACCCCUCAGUGCUCUGGCUGCUACGGGUCCCUGGCUGGGAAUGAUAGCUACGCGGUGGGUCCCCGUCUCGGCGGAACCGCUACGGACAGUGCUCCCUUGCUCUUUGCCGCGGGCGGCUCGGAGAUGAAUAAUCACCACAGCUCAUACCCUGCACCACAGAACUGA
Molecule: messenger RNA, 834 nt
Organism: Pelecanus crispus (Dalmatian pelican)
Lineage: Eukaryota; Metazoa; Chordata; Aves; Pelecaniformes; Pelecanidae
Source: RefSeq, a predicted model, not a curated record